Messenger RNA from Pyrenophora tritici-repentis Pt-1C-BFP, 1628 nucleotides. RefSeq lists its product as uncharacterized. Gene Ontology annotation, biological process: carbohydrate metabolic process. The record is from RefSeq and is a predicted model, not a curated record. Lineage: Eukaryota; Fungi; Ascomycota; Dothideomycetes; Pleosporales; Pleosporaceae.
AUGCGCAGUCUCUUGACCCUGGGCGCAGCCUUGGGCCUACCUCUGCUCGCCUCAGCAGCAUGCCCAGAUUACAACGAUUAUUCCAAGGCCAUUCACGAGCCCUCCAGCUCCGGAAAAUACAAGCUUUCUUAUCAACGACCGUCGAAAGAAUGCCGGACCUUUAGAUCUCAGGGCAUUGAUGAUACUGUCACACGCAUGAAGAAUGUCGUCAAAGAUCCCGAUCUAUACCGCCUCUUUGAGAAUUCGUUUCCCAACACGCUCGACACUGCCAUCAAGUGGAAGGGAUAUGCGGCUGAUAACAAGGACGAAGAGUUGACUUUUGUCAUCACUGGUGACAUCAACGCCAUGUGGCUACGUGACUCGUCGAACCAGCUGCAAAGCUAUCUCCCGCUUCUCAAGGCGAGCAACGACCCAAACUCGAUUGCCAGCCUGUACCGUGGAGUCAUCAACCUGCAGGCGCGGUACAUGCUCACAUCGCCAUAUUGCAACUCAUUUCAACCCCCGGUCGAAAGCGGUCUUGCCCCAGCAUGGAAUGAAUACGGCGUCGGGGAUGACGUGUUUCCGAAAUUUUCCAACCUCACCGUGUUUGAGUGCAAAUAUGAGCUCGACUCGCUCGCCGCCUUUUUGCAAAUCUCCGCAGACUACUACAACGCUACUGGAGAUUUCGAGUUCUUUGGGAAAUUCAAGUGGGUCCAAGCCGUCGAGGCUGUCCUGAAAGUCGCCAACGAUAUGAUGCAGCCAACCUACGGCUCGGAUGGAGAGGUUCUAAAAAGUCCGUAUACAUUCGAGCGAGGUACCAACCGUGGAAGCGAGACGUUUUGGAACAUGGGCAUUGGAAACCCGGUUGCCAACGGCACAGGCCUCAUCAGAAGCGGCUUCAGACCAAGCGACGACGUGACCUUUUACCAACUCUUCAUCCCUGCCAACAUGAUGUUUAGUUCGUACCUGGCACUGACUGCGCCGAUCAUGGCAAAGUUGAGCAAUCCCAAGGCUGCAGCCCUCGCGAAAACAAUGUCGGCACUCUCGGAGUCGUUGCACCACGCCAUCGAGACUCAUGGAACAGUUCAGCACGAGACAUACGGCAAAAUCUACGCUUACGAGAUUGACGGCUUCGGCGGGCGUAUCAUUAUGGAUGAUGCCAACCUUCCCAGUCUUCUCGGUGCGCCCUUUUACAAGUAUCCGGUCAACCGUGAGACUUACGAUAACACUCGCCGACUCGUUCUCAGCGCAGGGAACCCGUACUACAUGCGAGGACCCGUCAUCAGCGCAAUCGGUGGACCGCACAAGGGACUGGGCAAGGCAUGGCCAAUGGCUUCGAUUGUGCGCAUUUUCACGAGCGACAACGAUGAUGAAAUCGUCAAGGAGCUAGGGCAAAUAGUGAGCAGUACCGAUCGUUUGGGCCUGAUCCACGAGAGCGUCAAUAGCUUCAACCAGAGUGAUUACUCUAGGCAGUGGUUCUCAUGGGCGAACGGAUUAUUCGGCCAGGCCCUCUUGGAUCUUGAGGCGCGAAAGCCUGCAUUACUUCAGACGAGUUUUCAGUAAGACAAGGGUGGUAGAUUAGUGGAGCCACGGGAAAUGUCACACACGUGCGGUUUUGCAUUUGCAGCCCCAGUACAACCUGAUUAAAA